AUGGGGGGCCCUGGUUUCUUGUUUGCUUGUGCUUUGCUUCUUCUGCUUGCUUCAACAGCUUCAGCUGCAACAAUAGUGGAGCACACAUUCUAUGUGCAAAAUUUAACUGUUAGUAAGCUAUGCAACAGCCAAGUGAUAACUGCAGUAAAUGGCAGCCUCCCUGGCCCAACAAUUGACAUUCAAGAGGGUGACACACUAAUUGUUCAUGUGUUUAACAAGUCACCUUACAACUUGACUAUUCACUGGCAUGGAGUGUUUCAGAAACUGAGUGGCUGGGCAGAUGGACCUAACAUGGUCACUCAAUGUCCAAUUUGCCCCGGAAGUCAAUACACCUACAAAUUCACAAUCAUUGAGCAGGAGGGAACCCUCUGGUGGCAUGCUCAUGUGUCAUGGCUCCGUGCAACCAUCUACGGUGCACUAAUCAUUCGCCCCAGAGCCGGCCAGUCCUACCCAUUCCCUAAGCCCUACGAGGAAAUUCUGAUCAUAUUAGGUGAGUGGUGGAAUGCUAAUGUCGUUGAUGUGCAGAACCAGGCACUUGCCACUGGCGUUCUUCCUAACAUUUCUGAUGCUUAUACGAUAAAUGGAUGUCCUGGUGAUCUCUACCCAUGCUCUAAAAACCAAAUGUACAAGCUUAAGGUGGAGCCAGGAAAGACCUAUCUCUUACGCAUUAUCAACGCUGCACUCAAUAACCAGCUCUUCUACAAGAUAGCGAAUCACAAGAUGACAGUUGUGGCCACUGACGCCUGCUACACCAAGCCUUAUGUCACUGAUGUCGUGGUUAUGUCCCCUGGCCAGACAGUCGACAUUUUGCUAACCGCCGAUCAGCAGGUUGGGUCGUAUUACAUGGCCGCUAGAGCAUAUGCAAGUGUAGCUGGAGCUGUUAUACCGUUUGAUAGUACUACAACAAGGGGUGUCGUCGUAUAUGAAGGUGCUCCGUCUUCAGCAACACCGGUAAUGCCAGCCCUCCCUGCAUUCAACGACACCCCGACGGCCCACAAGUUUUUCACCAACAUUACAGGGUUGGUUGGUGGGCCUCACUGGAUCCCGGUCCCACUUAUGGUGGACCUCCAAAUGUUCAUCACCAUUGGAUUGGGGCUCGAGGUAUGUCCAGCAAACACGACUUGCGAGGGUCCAAUUGGGACGAAACUCUCUGCCAGCAUGAACAACGAGUCCUUCGUGUUUCCCAUCAGCUUGUCUAUGUUGCAAGCCUUUUACUUCAACGUCGGAGGAGUUUACACCACUGAUUUCCCUGCUAAACCCCCAAUUCAGUUUGACUACACCAACGCAAGCUUUAACAUCAAUAACCCAUCUCUGUUCUUCGCUCCGAAAGCAACCAAGGUCACCAAGCUUAAGUUUGACUCAACUGUGGAGUUAAUCUUUCAGAACACAGCUCUCCUUGCAGUGGAGAAUCAUCCCGUGCACCUCCAUGGCUUUGACUUUUACGUAUUGGCUCAAGGGUUUGGAAACUAUAACCCCGCCACGGAUAGAAAGAAGCUCAAUUUUAUCAACCCACAAAUUCGCAACACUAUUGGUGUGCCAGUAGGAGGAUGGGCUGUCAUCAGAUUCAGAGCAAAUAAUCCAGGUGUAUGGUUAAUGCAUUGCCACCUAGACAUGCACUUGUCAACGGGCCUGGCCACCGCCUUCGUGAUUGAGAACGGACCAACUCCGGAGACAACCUUGCCUCCACCCCCGGCCGAUCUACCACAAUGCUAG
Durio zibethinus is the source of this 1713-nucleotide messenger RNA. Its product is annotated as laccase-7-like. Gene Ontology annotation, biological process: lignin catabolic process. Gene Ontology annotation, cellular component: apoplast. Lineage: Eukaryota; Viridiplantae; Streptophyta; Magnoliopsida; Malvales; Malvaceae. The record is from RefSeq and is a predicted model, not a curated record. Gene Ontology annotation, molecular function: copper ion binding; hydroquinone:oxygen oxidoreductase activity.